Molecule: messenger RNA, 1752 nt
Organism: Mercurialis annua (annual mercury)
Lineage: Eukaryota; Viridiplantae; Streptophyta; Magnoliopsida; Malpighiales; Euphorbiaceae
Exons: 10
Coding region: 150-1466 (438 amino acids)
Molecular function (GO): protein binding
Source: RefSeq, a predicted model, not a curated record
GACACGUAUACACAGCCCCCGCCAUUUUCAUUUCUCAAGUCUUCAACGACCGCACCAAUCUCUUCCUUUCCCAGCCACGCUCAUAUACGGUUGUCUGCAUAAAUUAAAAUCUUAUAAACCCUAAUUUAACUCUCGAUUAAGCAGAAAAUAUGGAUCCGGGUUUCCCGAUUGCGAUCAUUUCGGUUCUUCUCGGAGCUCUGAUUGCUACUCUCUUCUUCACAAGCUACUUCCUCAAAAGACAAUCAGAAAUUAAAUCCAUCGCCAAACCGGAGCUCCAUUCCGAUCCUAAGAAGCCCGCAAAACCCACUCACCAACUCAACAGAAAAUCUCACAAUAAACCUCACCCUCACGCAUCCGAUAAGGAUCAAAUUAAGAAACAUCAUCCGUUGGAUUUAAACACAUUGAAAGGUCACGGAGAUUCAGUUACUGGACUGAGUUUCUCUGAUGAUGGACGGAGUUUAGCAACAGCUUGUGCAGAUGGAGUUGUCAGGAUUUUUAAGGUGGAUGAUGCUUCAAGUAAAAGUUUCAAAUUUUUGAAGAUCCAGUUACCUGCUGGAGGAGUUCCAGUGGCAGUCACAUUUUGUGAUGAUGCUUCUUCAGUCGUGGUGGCUGCACAGAUGCUGACUAGUGCAUCUUUAUAUAUGUAUGCAGAAGAGAAGCCCCAAAAGAGUAAUGAUCCUAAGCAGCAACCCAAGCUUCCUCUUCCUGAAAUCAAGUGGGAACAUCGCAAAAUUCAUGACACUCGGGCUGUAAUUUCCCUCGUUGGAACUGCUGCAACGUAUGGAAGUGCUGAUGGAAGUACGAUUGUUGCCUCUUGUUCUGAGGGUACUGAUAUAAAACUUUGGCAUGGGAAGACUGGGAAGAUUUUGGGAAAUGUUGAUUCUAAUCAACUGAAGAACAACAUGGCUGCUAUUUCACCAAAUGGACGCUUUAUUGCUGCUGCAGCUUUUACUGCAGAUGUGAAGGUUUGGGAGAUAGUAUAUUCAAAGGAUGGUUCAGUGAAAGAGCUUCCAAAAGUUAUGCAGCUUAAAGGACACAAGAGUGCAGUCACUUGGUUAUCUUUUAGUCCGAACUCUGAGCAAAUCAUUACAGCCUCGAAAGAUGGAUCAAUAAGAAUCUGGAACAUCAAUGUGCGAUACCAUCUUGAUGAGGACCCGAAGACUUUAAAGGUGUUUCCAAUUCCACUUCAUGAUUCACAUGGUUCCACUUUGCAUUAUGAUCGACUCAGUUUAUCCCCUGAUGGGAAGAUAUUGGCAGCAACCAGUGGUACAUUGUUGCAGUGGUUGUGCAUAGAAACUGGGAAGGUUCUGGACGCAGCUGAUAAAGCCCAUGAUGGUGAAAUCACAUGGAUUGCAUGGGCGCCAAAGACGAUCUCAACUGGUAAUGGUCAAAAUAUGGUGUUGGCCACAGCCAGUGUCGACAAGAAAGUAAAAUUGUGGGCAGCUCCAUCACUGCAUUCAACCUAAUGUUAAACGCGACAAACCGACAAAGAGAGUUUUUUGAUUUGCGAUGUCGGUGGUCAUAGCUCCAUGAGUUUUUUGAAACUUAGAAUCCUUGUUAUAUAUUAACCACUGGAGAAAGCUAAUUGUAGCACAAAGUUGGCUAAAUGCGAAUACAGGUUGAAAUUGAGAAAUUGUGUGGCUUGUUGUAAUAGAACUUUUACGGAAUUAGACGAUGAGUUAUUUUUCUAGUGGCAAAAUUUUUGAUGGGAUAAAAUUGGUGUUCAAAUUCAUGUCUGGUGAGGUUUUUGAA